Molecule: messenger RNA, 3138 nt
Organism: Suncus etruscus (white-toothed pygmy shrew)
Lineage: Eukaryota; Metazoa; Chordata; Mammalia; Eulipotyphla; Soricidae
Gene: RBM44
Product: RNA binding motif protein 44
Exons: 14
Coding region: 1-3138 (1045 amino acids)
Molecular function (GO): RNA binding
Source: RefSeq, a predicted model, not a curated record
AUGCAGGCCACUUCAGUGGUGGAGAUUGGUUCUAGUAAAGGAAACCUCAGUAAUGGAAAAAACCUCCAGAAAUAUGAACCUUCUAAUAGUAAGAAAGAAAAUUUAUUCUCUUCCAAUCAUUGUAAUGAGACCAGAAUAAAUUUGCUUGGUGAGUGGAAUCCCUUGGCACCCAAACGAAGUGCUAAUAACCAAAAAAUCAACAGAAUUGACAAAACAGAUUUGUUAGAGCCAUCUUUUACUAUGGAUCCAGAUACUAACACAAGAAGUACUCACUCGCAGUCAGAUGAGUUUGAAGACAGUAUUGACUAUGCUUUCUUGAAUGAAACAUAUUCUAUAGUUUACUCAGAGUCAGAAUUAAAGAAUGAAAGUGUUACUCACUUAAAUUCAGAAAUAGAGUCUGAAAUGCAGAAAAAAGAGGAAAUUGUUUUGGAUAUUUUGGAACCGCAAGGUAAUAAGACUUUUGGCUUGGAAAAUAUUUCAAAUGAUUUUAAAGAAAUUGCCGAAGAUGUGCAAAACAUUGAUAUAGAUGAAGACUCACAGCAGGAAUAUCAUAGUGCAGAAGAACAAGAAUAUAUAAGUAACCAGUUAUCCUUUGACCAAGCAGAAACAUUAAAUGUAGCUAAUCUGAAAGUUGUUGAAUUACAAAAUGCUGGGCAUGCUAUUAAAUGUACUAGCAACCCAGAAGAUAAGCAUAAAUCAGAAAGUAGUUCCAUCAUCUCUUUAGAUUCCAUUGAUGUUUCUGAACAAAAAUAUUUAUCUCCUGUCUCCACAUUACAGAAUUCUGUUAUGUUAAGAGAAUAUCAUGAUUCAGAGCAUGAAAAUGGCAAGGAAGAAGAGACUGGUUUAAUGUAUCACACAAUAUUUGAUGAAUUUUUACUGAAGUGUAGUCCUCUUGAAAAACAGGUAGCUCAGUCUCAGAAUGAUUUUUUGAAGCCUGAAAAGACAUUAAAAACUAAAAUUUAUACAGGCAAAACAAAGAAUCAAAAAGUUGAAAUUAGGGGUUUUUGUGAAAAUGCAAGUGUUCCUAACAAAAUAUUACAGCACAUUGAAAAUCCUGGCACAUUAGCACAGGACAAAGCUUUAGAGACAUUGCUACAACCCUAUAAAGAUUGUCAAACUUCCUGUACUACUUUUGAUGAUUCACAAAUACUUGCCUAUGGACAUUCACAUUCUAAAAGCCUACAAAAUAAUGCUAAUCAAAUCUUAGAUUGUUCUGCUACUCCAUCAGAGUUUUCGGUCAAAGAUAAUGAGUCAGUAGAAGAUAACAGGAUAAGAGUUGUUGAUGGGAAUACCACGAAGAAAGCCUACUUUCACAAUAUGAAAGGAGAAUGUCCUGAGUCCAUGACAAAUGCAAAAAGGGACAUACUUACAGUUAAUCAGAUGGUAGAUGUUAGCACAGAUUUUAGGGCUUGCUUCACAACCAGCACAGCAACCAAUACAAGAUCUUCUGUGGUAUCUACGUCAAGCAACACGGAAAUAACAAUGAUGAAUAAGGAACAGCCUAAUAAAUGGCCCAGUGAGAUGCAAAGUGUGGCUUGCAAUACAGACUGGUCAUACAAUCAAGAUAAUGAAAAUUCUCAGAUGCUUACGUCAAAUGAGUCAUUGGGAAAAUCUCUCUCAGUUGACAGUUUGAAACCUAACGGAAAUUUUCUUAAGAGUUCACUAGAAUUAAGAAAAGCAUGUGAUCACACAGACUUCAAGAAACAUCCCAAAGGGGAAUUUGAACUUGCUAAAGAGAUGGAGAAGGAUUUGCCUUCAAAUUGCUGUCAGAAAAUAAUUCAGAGAGCCAUGAAAGCAGAAUUGCACCUUUUACAUAUCCACUACCAGAUGUGUCAUCGCCAUUGUAGUGAUAUUUACCAACUUGUAAUGGAAAAUAGAGAAGUAUUAAAUAGGCAUUUAUUGAGUGAUUCUACUAAGAAGGAAUUAGGAGCAGUACUACUCUCGGUUUUGGGCGACCUAAAAAUUCGAUAUAUGAAUCUGAAAGAAAAGAUCAAGGAGGGCAUUCCCUUGGAAGAGAUGCCCCCACUCUCAAUUGAGACCAAAUUACUAGCUGCCUUCUCUUGUUUUGCUUUCAGGCUAAUGAAAGAAGACUCAUACAUCUUUCUAGGAGCAGAUUGUGAACUUGAUCAUCAAAGCACAAGCGAUGUUGAUAUUUCAUCAAGCCUAAAAAACACAGUCUCUCAAAUGUCUGUAGUAUCUGACAAUAGUAAUGCUAUACAGAAUAGAUUACCCAAGGAUGACUUUAAAAAUGGCGAGAUAGACGUAGACUUGAGUCAACUGAAACUUGAAGAUAAAGGCUGUAAAAAUGAUAGAGGUUUAACUGAAGAUUGGUUUGAUGCUAGAGAGAACCUGACAGGAACCGACUUUUCAGAAAUUCAAGAAAAUCAAAUAGAACAAGACAAAGGACAUCUGGAACUUACACAAGAAAUGAAGAACAUUGAACCCUUACGAAGAGACAAAGGUUAUUUGAUACAUGUUGGUAGUCUCUGCCCUUCAGUAUCUGAGGCCGAUUUAAGGGCUUAUUUUCAGAAAUAUCAAGUUUGUGAAAUUUCAAUUGAUGAUUCUUCUAAUUACAGAUAUGCAUCUCUUACUUUUAAAAAAAGUAAUGAUGCAAAAACUGCUGUGAAAGAAAUGAAUGGGAUAAAAAUCAAUGGAAAAGCAGUGAAUGUGCGACUUGUUAAAACUCCCGGAGAAUACCCAUCACCACUUUUAUUGAAAAAUGGAAACCGAGUUAGUGUGAAUAAUCUGGAGAACAGCACCUGUAAAGAAUCAAAGCCUGUCUCCUCUAUUUCUCGACUGGCGAGAACGAGACCAAGGCAUCUGGUGUCAGAGCAAGACAAUGAGCUUUUCCCUUUUGAGCAGAAAAAGGGUCUCAAGAAGAAUUGUAAGCAACUAGAAUCUGCCAAAUUAUUGCCAGAUGUGCCUAUUCCAUUCAUACCUCCAAAUACAUUGAACCUACGCAGCUUUACUAAGAUCAUUAAUAGACUAGCUGAACUUCAUCCAGAAACUGAGAGAGACCAUAUUAUAGAUGCACUACAAGAAGUGCGAAUAAAUCAUAAAGGUUUUCUAAAUGGCUUAUCAAUUAACACUAUUGUGGAAAUGACUGCGUCUGUUUUGAAAAAGUCUCCCUCCAGUUAG